Messenger RNA from Drosophila ananassae, 964 nucleotides. Its product is annotated as lipopolysaccharide-induced tumor necrosis factor-alpha factor homolog. Gene Ontology annotation, molecular function: zinc ion binding. The transcript has 2 exons. Lineage: Eukaryota; Metazoa; Arthropoda; Insecta; Diptera; Drosophilidae. The record is from RefSeq and is a predicted model, not a curated record. The coding region runs from base 169 to 606 and encodes 145 amino acids.
ACAGGCGAUCGUAUUGCUGUCUCAUUCAAUCGAAAAAUCGAAAAUAGAGAAAAGCACAUGCACUUCGUGAGCUUUUCGUAAUUCAUUUGCAGCUAUUCGAGGAUGGAAGUUGGGUGCGCGUCAAUGCAGUAGCUACGUGGUUGAAUUCAAAUCAAUUUCCAGAUAAGAAUGGACUACAAACGAGUGGGCGAGGCAUCGCCUCCAUCAUAUUCGGAAGUUUCCCCUUCGGCUCCACCGCCAGAAGUGGACUCUAUGCCGGCACAGCACCUAUAUCCACCGGUUCCACCGCACCAACAGGUAACACCAUAUCAACCGGUGCCUCAAAUGCCGCCGCCACAAGCCCCAGUUCCAGUUCCAGUGAACGUGGUGCACCACCACACCACUGUGCUGGUGGACACUCCCGGACAGGGAAUGAUCUGCCCCAAAUGCAACGCCCGGAUUCGUGUACGCACGGAGCAUCAUGCCACUGGAAAGACUUACCUUUUGGCAGCCCUGCUCUGCCUGUGUCUUUGCUGGCCAUGCGUAUGUGUUCCUUGCUGCUGCAACUGCUGCUACAAAACCAGCCAGUUCUGCCCCAACUGCAACGCCUGCCUUGGAUCGUUCUGAAGACUCACAUUACAAUCAUUAUUAUCACAGACUAUACAUAUAAGAACUUCUCAAAGAAUGCUUGCACACUGACAUAAUUAGCAUACACAUACAUAGAAACUUAUGUAUCUUGAAUCAAAAAUAAAGUACUAUAUUACUAUAGUAUUAAUUGCAAACAAACAAAUACAUACUAAGCAUUUUCUGGGAAUCCCACUUUCUGAAAUUGCAUUACAAUGCAGUUUUGAUUUUCUUUAUAAACACAAAAGCAUGGUGGCUUCAAGACAUUAACAAUUACAAAUUUAUGGAAUCAGUGUAUUUGUUAAAUUAAGUUUUAAACAUAUUGUAUUUGUUAUUAAAUAAAAUUUUGUAUAAUUCAGUA